AUGGAGGCCCUUCUUCAUCAGUCCCGUUCGCUAUGCCCGUUCUUGAAAAGGACAUCCCCAUCCACCCUCCGCUCGCUGUCCAGCAGCACCCGCCCCCAGGCUGCCGCGAGUCCCGGUGGCGGCACCAUCUCCAAUCUGCAGGUCAUUGCCAGACGAUGCCCGAUUAUGAGCAAGGCGUUGGCGGUGCAGAGUGCGAGAAUGGCUGGGGCCGGUGGUUGUCCGAUGAAAGGGCUGAGGGGGUUGCAUACGAGUGCGGUGAGGCAGGCGAGCGUGAGGGAGGUGGGUGGUAAGAAGGCGGAUAGGGUUCCUCCCGCGCUCUCAAACUUGAGCAGUAUCCCCUCUCCUUCGGCGGCGAUGAAGCGGGAUACCGUCUGCCCCGGCCCGAAGCCUGCGGCUCCUCCGGCGGGAAAAUUCGACUACGAGGGAUUUUAUUCUGGCGAGUUGGAGAAGAAACACAAGGACAAGACGUACCGCUACUUCAACAAUAUCAACCGGCUCGCCCGCGAAUUUCCGCAGGCACAUAUGUCUUCCCCCGGAGACAAGGUGACUGUGUGGUGUGCUAAUGAUUACCUUGGCAUGGGACGGAAUCCGUAUGUGUUGCAGUCGAUGCAUGAGACACUGGACAGCUACGGUGCCGGCGCUGGAGGGACAAGAAAUAUCUCUGGUCAUAACCAACAUGCGGUUCGAUUGGAGGAUACUCUUGCGAAGCUGCAUAGAAAAGAAGCUGCUCUGGUGUUUAGCUCUUGCUACGUUGCUAAUGAUGCUACGCUGGCUACUUUGGGAUCCAAGCUGCCAGAUUGUGUGAUCCUCUCUGACAGCCUUAACCAUGCCUCGAUGAUUCAGGGCAUACGCCAUUCCGGAGCCAAGAAGAUGGUGUUUAAACAUAAUGAUCUUGCUGAUCUAGAGAGCAAACUGGCUUCUUUGCCUCCGUCCACCCCGAAGAUCAUCGCUUUCGAGUCCGUCUAUAGCAUGUGUGGAUCAAUUGCACCCAUUGAAGAAAUUUGUGACCUGGCAGACAAAUAUGGCGCGAUCACGUUCCUUGAUGAAGUGCAUGCUGUCGGAAUGUACGGUCCACAUGGUGCUGGCGUUGCUGAACACUUGGAUUAUGAUAUUCAUGCCACGUCCCCUGAAAACGUGAAGGGAACCGUAAUGGAUCGCAUCGAUAUUAUCACCGGAACUCUUGGCAAGGCUUAUGGCUGCGUUGGCGGCUAUAUCGCGGGGUCUGCUAAAUUUGUCGACACUAUUCGUUCUCUCGCUCCCGGAUUUAUCUUCACAACCUCCCUACCUCCGGCGACCAUGGCUGGUGCCACAACUUCGAUUAAAUACCAAGCCGGAUAUGGUCGCGACCGAACUUUGCAGCAACUCCAUACCCGUGCUGUGAAAUCUGCUCUCAACGAAAACGAUAUUCCUGUUAUACCGAAUCCCUCCCACAUUAUUCCCAUCCUCGUUGGUGAUGCAGAACUUGCAAAGCGUGCCUCCGACAUGCUCCUAGAGGAUCAUGGUAUUUAUGUUCAAGCUAUUAAUUAUCCCACCGUUCCUCGUGGCGAGGAGAGGCUGAGAGUCACCCCUACCCCCGGCCACACCAAACCACUUCGCGACCAUCUUGUUGCUUCCCUUCAGCAAGUUUGGGAGCGCUUGGGCAUCCGCAAGACCAGCGACUGGAAGGCCGCAGGCGGAUUCUUGGGUGUUGGCGACGAUGCUGCCGCACAUGAUGUCAAGAAUCAGCCCAUGUGGACCGAUGAGCAGGUUGGCCUCAACAAAGGCGAGGAUAUCGAAGUUGCCUUGCAGAGAGAGCUCAAGGCUGAAGCUGUUGCGAGGCAGUGCAUACUGAAUGAGCUGGCCGAACCGACUCGUAUGGCUGCCGCCACAGCGCAGCCGGUGAGCGUCGCUGCAUAA
Messenger RNA from Uncinocarpus reesii 1704, 1896 nucleotides. RefSeq names its product 5-aminolevulinate synthase. Gene Ontology annotation, molecular function: 5-aminolevulinate synthase activity; pyridoxal phosphate binding. The record is from RefSeq and is a predicted model, not a curated record. Lineage: Eukaryota; Fungi; Ascomycota; Eurotiomycetes; Onygenales; Onygenaceae. The transcript has 2 exons. The coding region runs from base 1 to 1896 and encodes 631 amino acids. Gene Ontology annotation, biological process: heme biosynthetic process. Gene Ontology annotation, cellular component: mitochondrion.